This is a messenger RNA of Penicillium pulvis, 1248 nucleotides long. RefSeq names its product flavohemoprotein (gene fhpA). Bases 1 to 1248 code for a protein of 415 amino acids. Gene Ontology annotation, cellular component: intracellular anatomical structure. Lineage: Eukaryota; Fungi; Ascomycota; Eurotiomycetes; Eurotiales; Aspergillaceae. Gene Ontology annotation, molecular function: FAD binding; nitric oxide dioxygenase [NAD(P)H] activity; heme binding. Gene Ontology annotation, biological process: nitric oxide catabolic process; cellular response to nitrosative stress. The record is from RefSeq and is a predicted model, not a curated record. The transcript has a single exon.
AUGGGAUCCAAUGCGGGUUUGACGUCAGACCAGGUGAAGCUUAUCAAAGCGACAGUACCAGUCCUGGUCGCACACGGCGACACAAUCACAUCUGUCUUCUACGAAAAUCUCAUUCGCGAAAAUCCCGACCUGAACAAUGUCUUCAACACUCCCAACCAACGCAAUGGGAAACAACCCCGCGCACUGGCCGGCGCCCUAUUCGCAUACGCCUCCAACAUCGACAAUCUCGGUGCAUUGAGUCCAGCCGUGGAACUGAUCUGCCAAAAACAUGCCUCACUCUAUAUCCAGCCCGAAUCCUACCAGGUCGUCGGCAAAUAUCUUCUUGAAGCGAUGGGCCAAGUUCUCGGCGACGCACUCACUUCAGAAAUCAAGGACGCCUGGGCAACAGCUUACUGGCAAUUAGCCGAUAUCAUGAUCGGCCGCGAACACCAAAUCUACGAGCAGAGCGAAGGAUGGACUGAUUGGCGCGAGUUCAAGAUUUCCGACAAGAUCAAGGAAUCAGACGAGAUUACCUCUUUCUAUCUCGCUCCCGUCGAUGGCAAGCCUCUGCCCACUUUCAAGCCCGGACAGUACAUCUCAGUGCAGAUUUACGUGCCGGAGUUGAAGCAUCUGCAGCCUCGCCAAUACUCACUCAGCGACAAGCCGAAUCCGGAUUAUUACCGUAUCAGUGUGAAGAAAGAGAAGGGCCUGAGUGCCGAUGCCGAUGCGUCCACUCAUCCUGGUUACGUCUCCAACCUCCUUCACGAUACUUUCAACAAGGGCGACACUAUCAAGGUCUCGCACCCAGCUGGUGAUUUCUUCCUCUCAACCGAUGAGACUACCAACCCCGUUGUCCUGAUCUCCGCCGGUGUGGGUCUCACGCCGCUCACAUCAAUUCUCAACACUUUGACCUCCAAGCCAUCAGAGCGCAAACUCCACUUCAUCCACGGCUCCAGGACAUCAAGUGUGCGCGCUUUCAAAGAGCACGUCACAUCGCUGACAGCGGCGUACCCCGACCUCCAGACUACUUUCUUCACCACUCAGCCCUCUGCAGCGGAUAAGGAAGGUGUGGAUUACACCUACGCGGGACGCGUGGAUCUGAGCAAGCUCGCGUCAAAAGAUUUAUUCAUCGAGAACCCGGCCACACAGUACUAUAUCUGCGGACCUGAGAAAUUCAUGACCGAUAUGGAAACCAGUUUGAAGACUCAGGGAGUCCAGGGUGACCGCAUUAAGAUGGAGCUCUUCGGUACUGGCGGUAUUGCGCAGUAA